AUGGCGGAAUCACCAUUUCUGGUGCAUUUUGGACAACCGCAUGAAAAAACGUCGGUUUGUGGAAAAUAUGCGCUCGAUGCUAAGGACCUGGAAUCUUUAGCAGCUGCUGUGGAGGAUAAUUUCUAUUUCGAAUUGGUUAUUGGUUAG
Gongylonema pulchrum is the source of this 147-nucleotide messenger RNA. NCBI's taxonomy places the organism in Eukaryota, Metazoa, Nematoda, Chromadorea, Rhabditida, Gongylonematidae. The record is from the annotation of a GenBank genome assembly.